AUGAUUUCACUGAUAUACCCUUCUUCGUCCUCCUCUCUGUUCCAAAACAAGUACAAUAAUUCUUCUCUCACAUUCCCAUGGAAGCUAAAUCCAUCGCGACGUCUCUUUGUCGUGACCGUGUAUUGAUAUUCCCGAGUUCUCCUCGCUCUUCUUUCGUUUCUACAUCCCGGCUCUCUCGCUUGCCUCUCAAGCGUGCGUCUAUCGGUGGUGCUGCCUCUUGUUCCGGCGUCAAUGGCUUGACUCGGUGGAAUUCCAUUGUUUCGACUCGCCGACUCGUUCCUGUUCGUGCUAUUGACUCGGAACCAGACUCCGACUUCCCUCACGAGAAUCAGCAGGGAAAUCCAGGUUUGGGGAAAUUUAAGGAAUACCAAGAAUGGGAUUCAUGGACGGCCAAAUUCUCCGGUGGAGCAAACAUUCCAUUUCUCAUGCUGCAAUUGCCACAGAUCAUCCUCAAUUCCCAGAAUCUUUUGGCGGGAAACAAUACCGCUCUUUCCGCUGUCCCAUGGCUGGGAAUGUUGACUGGUUUGUUAGGAAACCUUUCGUUGCUUUCUUAUUUUGCUAAGAAGAGAGAAAAAGAAGCAGCUGUUGUGCAAACACUGGGAGUGGUCUCUACUCACAUUGUGCUUGCACAGCUCACAAUGGCUGAAGCAAUGCCUAUGCAGUAUUUUGUUGCCACUUCAGCCGUUGUCACCAUCGGUCUCAUAUUGAACUGUUUGUACUAUUUUGGUAAGCUUAGCAAAACUGUGUGGCAACUGUGGGAAGACUUUAUCACUAUUGGUGGACUCUCUGUUCUUCCUCAAAUCAUGUGGUCAACUUUUGUCCCUCUUGUACCAAACAGUAUCUUGCCUGGGACAACUGCUUUUGGUAUUGCUGUAGCAGCUAUAAUUAUGGCUCGAACUGGGAAACUUUCAGAGAAAGGUGUUAGGUUUGUCGGGUCUUUAUCUGGAUGGACAGCAACUCUUAUGUUCAUGUGGAUGCCAGUUUCCCAAAUGUGGACAAAUUUCCUAAACCCGGACAACAUAAAAGGCUUAUCGUCAAUUACAAUGUUGCUCUCGAUGAUGGGAAACGGGCUUAUGAUCCCACGAGCUCUAUUUAUCCGUGAUUUGAUGUGGCUCACUGGUUCGCUAUGGGCAACUCUCUUUUAUGGAUAUGGAAAUAUCCUUUGCUUAUACAUGGUAAAUUGCACCAGCAAGUCAUUCUUCGUGGCGGCUACAAUUGGGUUGAUCUCAUGGAUAGGACUGGCUUUGUGGAGAGAUGCAGUGGCUUAUGGUCACAAUUCGCCGUUUAGAUCUUUGAAAGAACUCGUUUUUGGACCAUAAUGAAUGAGUGUACACGCCAUAAACUCCGUUGUUCGCAAGUCCAUAGGUUUUUACAUGUAUUUUUAUUCUUUUUCCUACGUUGUAUAAAACGACUAUUUUGUGUAAUUUCAUGUAUUUUUUUUACUUGAAUCAUGUACAAGUACUAAAAUAAUUAUUCAUAU
Arabidopsis arenosa is the source of this 1480-nucleotide messenger RNA. The record is from the annotation of a GenBank genome assembly. NCBI's taxonomy places the organism in Eukaryota, Viridiplantae, Streptophyta, Magnoliopsida, Brassicales, Brassicaceae.